AUGCCCAGAGAGAUUCUGUGGAUCCUUCGUCACGCGAAGGAGAUGUCUCGGGAUGGCUCUCCAGGUGUUGAUAGCCCAUACGGGCCUGCGGCUGGAAGUCGAUACCGCACAGUUCUCCAUUCAAUAACAUCAUGGCAAGAACUAUACAAAGACCGCCGGAACUGGGCCAUGCGUCUUGUAGAAGAUUCUGGCCAGAUGAGCUCAGCUACACUGGCACGAUACAGCGAAAUAGAUGUUAUUAUCAAGUGCCUGGAUGCUGCUGUUGCGAACCUCGAAAUCAGCAUCAAACAAAUCGAGCCCAAGUACAACGACCUCAAGAAGUGGGUAGCACCCGCACUGGAAGAGCACGGCAACCUUGUCGAGAGAUGGGAGCAGUAUUUAGAUCUCGCCAAGAGCACACCAGUUUCACCCUCCAUGGUCAAAUUUAUGACUGGACGGGAAAUCAACAAGGCCAGACCAACCCUGGAGGAUCUUAUCGAAUUAGACACAGCGAAGAAGGCUGGGAAGCUGGCGCCGACCGCUCACCGAAGGUUCAGCGAUAAGGCAAAUCAACUCGGCAAUACAGCGUCCCAGAUGUAUCAAAGCUUGGAGUCGCUAAUCGCUAAUUUCGAGACACUCAUGAGCCGCUCUGCUCUCAGCCAUAGCACAGACUCGGCCCAGCUUCUUGAAGAUAUCGAAGCAGUGGUGAAGCAGAUGGAUUCCGACUACAGAGCUGCACUGGGAUACGGCAACACACAGCGAGACGUGGCGCAAGCUUCCAAGACGGCUUCGGUGCAUACCGAGCAUCUGGUACCAACACUAAAGAAGCGAGUAAAAGAGAUGGAAGAGUUGCUCCAUUAUGGAACCGAUGCGCGCAACUCGGUCGCCUCGGAGUCGGCAAAGUUCAUGCGCCAUGUCACCGAGAUUACGUCCCUGCACAGCAACGUCAAAAGCCAGAUCAACGUGCUGAACCAAUCCGAGGAUGAUAUGACGACAUUCGACUACCUUCGCCUCAUCCACCAACUUCCCUACAUGUAUGCAGCUUUUGUCGCAGAAGCAGUCCGACGCCGCGAAUGGGUUGAUAAGGUCAAAACGGACUCUUCCACGUUGGCAAACGAAAUGGCCCUGUUCCAGGAUGAAGAGUCCAAACGGCGACGCAAGUGGCAGAAAAUGAUUGGCAGCAUGUACGGUCCUGAUUUAGAUACAAAUGUCAUGGGUCUCGAGGUCAACCUGCUCGGAGAAGACACACCCUGGCCAGCCUUGACCAAAGAGGAUCUGACAGAUUUUAUCCAGAUACUGCAAGAGCAACCUGUUGAUCAGACCGUUUUGGACGACAUAGUAAAGCUUGUACAAGAGCUUGAUAGUCCAACAAAGCAGCAGUCCAAACGACUCAAGGCUUUCAAGAAUGGGAGCAUACAUGAGGCUGCACUUGGCAGGAGUGGGCUUAUGAUUCGAGGAGAUGACGAUCUACUGCAAUCGCUACAAGAAGAUAAGGGGAAACUGGAGAAUAAGCUUAAGACAGCCGAAAGUCGAGUCCGUCGUUUAGAAGACUUACUUCACCGACAGAGCCAAGCCAGCCGCCCCGGAAACCUGUUCCAACCACAAGGUUCUCAGCAACGUGAGAGAGUGAAUUCAGCAUCCUCGGUUAGAUCGAGCCGCUUCGACGAUCGCAGACGAUCUUCCGAAGGCAUUGACCCUUUGAUGCGCCGUAUCACUCAACUCGAAAACGAACUGCGAGAAGAGAAACAGCGAUCAGUCAAUCUACAGCAGGAGCUAACGACUCAAUCAAAUAACCAUGAAGACGUCAAAGGUCAGCACGAAGACUUGAAGGCCCAGCAUGAAGAUUUGAAAGGUCAAAUGGCAGAAAUUAACACUACCAAACAAGAUCUACUCGAGAACAUGGAGGCCCUUGAGCGCGAGUUCGUCGAAGAGCGUAAGAACCUGGAGAUCGAAAUCAAGACACUCAAGGCUCGCCUAGAAGAUACCGAAGACGAAAUCGAGCAAUUCGAUGAAUCGAGGCAGCACGAGAAAGCCGGGUUGGUCGUACGGGUGGAAGAGUUGGAAGCCGAGCUGGAACAAGUCAACAAGCAGCGACAAGACGACGCGCUCAAGGCGCAAGGGCAGGUUGAGUUUCUACGCAAAGAAACCAGAAUCCAAAGAGAGCAACAGGAGGCCCUCGAGCAGCAAAUACAGUCCGCACAGGAAGAGGUACAAAACGUCUCGAGAAAGCUAAGUGUUGCCGAGGAGGCUUUGGAUGACCAUUGGCAAGCUUUGACAAGGCUCUUCAGUGAGCUCUCGCCCGAUGGUACUAUCCCAGACAACGUUGUGGACCUUUCCAACUUACUACUCACGCAAGCUGGAACCUUGGUUGAAAAGUCUCGGAAUUCCGAAGCAGACAUCGAGUUGCUAAAGACUCAGGUUGAGCACUUCUCUUCGGCCAUAUCAGAACUUCGAGAGCAGGUCUCCCAGAAAGAUGCCAAGCUUUCCGAGGAUGAAAUGACCGUGAUUCAUCUGCGCGAAAAUAUUGCUGAGGAACAAGCAAAGGUAUCAGCUCUCGAACAAGAACUUGCCGAUGGCAGGGAGCAACUUACGGAAUUGCGUGCUAAACUCAGCGAUGGCGAGACUGGCCCUGAAGCUUUGCAGACUCGACUCGAGGAUGAGGAGAAGAAGGUCAUGACCUUGACCGAAGAGGUGGCCUCCAAGCAAUCUCACGUUGGCAGCCUGGAAGAAGAGCUCCGGAUGUUCCAGGAGAAGGUUGAAUCUCUCCAGGGCAAGAUAUCGCACAUGAACAGCCAUUAUGAACAUCGAGACGAGAAGACGAAGGACCUAACGCAGCGCCUCUACUCUCAGAAUGACCGUAUGUGCCGACUGCUAGAACGUGUGGGAUACGCUGUUACCAGGAAAGAUGGAGAGAUGACUGUUAACAAAAUACCACGCGCCGAGAGAAAUGCCCAGAACCUCGCCGAUUCUACCGAUCCCAGCGCGUCCAUUCGCAAAUCUGGAACCCUUAGUCGUGUCUUGGGCGAUAGUGUCGAUUUAGAACUACUCUAUUGGUUUAACAACUCCGACAUGCAGGCCGAAGAUGAGAAAUACGAAGAGUUCAUGAACAACCUAGGCAAAUUUGACAUGGAGCUCUUUUCCGAAACUGUUUACCGCAGAAUUAAGGAAGUGGAACACAUGGCUCGCAAAUGGCAGAAGGAGGCUCGGUCUUACAGGGAGAGGGCACACAUCUUGCAGAAAGACUCGCACGAGAAGAUUGCUUUCAAGCACUUCAGGGAGGGAGACUUGGCCUUGUUCCUUCCGACUCGCAACCAGCAAGCCGGUGCAUGGGCUGCUUUCAAUGUCGGUUUCCCUCAUUAUUUCCUCCGAGAGCAAGAUGCCCAUCGUCUACGACAUCGCGAAUGGCUUGUUGCCCGUAUCUCACGGAUUCAAGAACGAGUCGUCGACCUUUCUAAGAGCCUUCAACCAAGCAGCGAGACGGAGUCGAUCAACGACGAGGAGAACGACAAUCCAUUCCAGCUGUCGGAUGGUUUGCAUUGGUAUCUAAUCGAUGCUUUGGAGGACAAACCUGGCGCGCCCUCAACCCCUGGAAUGGGCAAGUCAACUGUCGCGGCUAAUACCGUGGAGGCAACAGCCAACAUCCACGCCCAUGGUGUGGGUGGGAAGGGUAAGAGCCGGGAAAGCGUUACAAGCAUUGAAGGUAUUAACAAGACACUGUCCAAGAGUCUUGAGAGUAGGCGCAGCAGUACCAACUCCAAGAAAGCCCUGCCUUUCCAACUCGGCGGCACAACGUUGUUGAAGAAUAGUGCUUUGGCUAGCGAAACGAAUUCACUCCGAGCGCACAACGCCGACACGCCCUCGGGCACAAGUCCAACGCAAGGAGGGCAUCUUACAUCUACCAACGCGAGCCUGGGACAGAAGAACCAGCGGGUGGACGGCCCAAUCAGACAGCCUUCGGACGAGUCAUCGACCCAAGGUGGCGGUGCCAAAGCGGACGAGGUACGAAACGUCGACGCCCUUUUUGGACCGUGA
This is a messenger RNA of Fusarium graminearum PH-1, 4011 nucleotides long. RefSeq lists its product as uncharacterized. The record is from RefSeq and is a predicted model, not a curated record. Gene Ontology annotation, molecular function: protein kinase binding; molecular adaptor activity. The transcript has 3 exons. Bases 1 to 4011 code for a protein of 1336 amino acids. Lineage: Eukaryota; Fungi; Ascomycota; Sordariomycetes; Hypocreales; Nectriaceae. Gene Ontology annotation, cellular component: Atg1/ULK1 kinase complex; extrinsic component of membrane; phagophore assembly site membrane. Gene Ontology annotation, biological process: positive regulation of protein phosphorylation; reticulophagy; autophagy of mitochondrion.